CAGCCUCGGGCCCAGCUCCCUGCAAUGCCCCCUACUGGGAGCUCCCCACCUCCCCCCCAGCCAGCCUCAGGCCCCGUUCCCCACAGUGCCCCCUGCUGGCACAGGCUGGGGUGGGAAAAGCCAGGAGCCACCCCACAGCCAGCAGUCCUGAUUUGCUCCCUACAGUGCUCCCAGUGUCUGGGCCUGAAGUAGCCGGGAGCUCCCCCCACAGCCAGUGCUCCUGCCCCGCUCCCCACUGCGCCCCCUGCUGCCAGGGGCUGGGGCUGGAGGAGCCGGGAGCCCGGCCCUGACGUCCCACGUCCCGUUGGCUGCAGGUGGUGUGCGGCGUGGUGGCCGGGCUCCUGCACUAUUUCUUCCUGGCCGCCUUCUGCUGGAUGUGCCUGGAGGGCGCCGAGCUCUACCUGCUGGUGGUUCAGGUCUUCACCCCCCACGGCCUCAGACGCCCCUACAUGAUCCUGCUGGGCUACGGCGUGCCGGCCCUCAUCGUGGGCGUCUCGGCCGCCACCUACAGGGAGGGAUACGGCACGGCGCGCCACUGCUGGCUCUCGCUGGAGAAGAAAUUCAUCUGGAGCUUCCUGGCGCCCGUCUGCAGCAUCAUCGCAGUCAACGCCGUGAUCUUCGUGGUCACCGUCUGGAAGCUGUCGCUGAAAUUCGCUGACAUCAACCCUAACAUGAGCCAGCUGAAGAAGCUCAGGUAGCGGGCGCGGCCCCCGGGGCAGCAGAGACCCUGGCACUGCCCUGCUGCCCCCCGUCGGGGGAGGGGGAGCGGGGGGGGGGCAUAUGAUAACGUGAUGUCAUCCCCCCAUGUGUGGGGGAAGGGGGCGACCGGGGAGAGGGGCCCACAUAUGAGUGACAUUUUCCCGCACCCACUACUGGCUGGGGGGCAGAGUCUGGGGAGGUGGGGCUGUGUGCAGGAGAUGUCA
Molecule: messenger RNA, 923 nt
Organism: Chrysemys picta bellii (western painted turtle)
Lineage: Eukaryota; Metazoa; Chordata; Testudines; Emydidae
Source: RefSeq, a predicted model, not a curated record